This is a messenger RNA of Penicillium odoratum, 1641 nucleotides long. RefSeq lists its product as uncharacterized. Gene Ontology annotation, molecular function: transmembrane transporter activity. The record is from RefSeq and is a predicted model, not a curated record. Gene Ontology annotation, cellular component: membrane. Gene Ontology annotation, biological process: transmembrane transport. Lineage: Eukaryota; Fungi; Ascomycota; Eurotiomycetes; Eurotiales; Aspergillaceae. Bases 1 to 1641 code for a protein of 546 amino acids. The transcript is spliced from 12 exons.
AUGGGCGCACCGGAGAUCACAUCCACACUCCCGAAACCACGCGAAAGCGUGGAGACUCUCAAGGUCCGUGAUGAAGAUGAACUUCGUCUGGCUCAGAUGGGCCAUAAACAAGAGCUGAAGCGACAUUUCUCCGUGUGGAGUUUAAUUGGUCUGGCGGCAACUGUACUAUCUCAUGGACGGGUUUGUCCAUCUUACAUCUUUGAACUAGCGCCAGAUGCUCAUAUAGCUUCAAAUCUAGGUCUUGGGUUGGGCUUGAUCACUGCCCUGAAUUCUGGUGGUCCUGGCGCCCUGAUCUACGGGUUCAUUCUGGUUUUCAUCCUUCAGUCAUUCGUUGGCGCCUCUCUAGCGGAAUUCGUGUCCGCGUAUCCUACAGAAGGAGGAAUGUAUCACUGGAUCGCGGCCAUCGCCCCGAGACGAUAUAAUAGUCUGUUGAGCUUUGCGACAGGGUGGUGCACGGUAUUUGGCUGGAUUUUCACCACUGCCUCGACCAACCUUAUCUACGCCUCGACAGUUAUGGCUUUGAUUGCGUUGUACCAUGAUGAUUUGGUUGUGAAGCCGUGGAUGACAUUUGUUGCAUAUCAGAUCCUCAAUAUCUUUACCUCGGCGAUCGUCAUGUUUGGGAAUCGCUUUAUCCCAGCUAUCAAUAAGUUUUCUCUGCUGUACCUCCAGUUGGCAUGGUUCAUUACUAUGGUUACGGUAGCUGCAGCUGCGCCUGCACACAACGAUAGCACAUUUGUAUUUGCGACGUGGAUGAAUAAGACCGGUUGGGAUAACAAUGUGAUGUGCUUUAUCACGGGCUUGGUAAACCCGCUAUACGCAUUGGGUGGACUGGAUGGGAUUUCGCAUAUUACUGAAGAAAUGCCAAAUCCUGGCAGAAACGCGCCUCUUGGUCUUGCAAUUACCCUCUCUAUUGCGUUCGUCACGGGAGUCUCCUACUUGCUCAGCUUGAUGUUCUCUGUUCAGAACUACGAUACAUUGGCAGACACCAGGACAGGUCUACCACUGGCUGAGAUCUUCCACCAAGCAACUUCAACAAGAGGUGGAGCCUUCGGUCUCGUGUUUAUGGUUUGGGUAGCCCUAGGACCGUGUGUGAUCGGUUCCCAGCUGAGCACGGGUCGUGUCUUUUGGGCAUUCUCUCGCGACAAUGGCCUCCCGCUAUCCCACAUCUGGGCGCGCGUUCAUCCUAAACUCGGAUCUCCGUUCAACGCCCAAUUAUGUGUCGGUGUGAUUAUCGGUUUACUAGGCUGCAUCUAUUUAGGAUCCAGUACGGCAUUCAACUCCAUGAUGAGCUCCGCAGUAACGAUCAAUAAUCUUGCAUACGUCGUUCCGAUCCUCACGAACGUAUUGCUUCGCCGGAAAACGAUGCAUCGUGGACCAUUUGCAAUGGGCCAAUUCACCGGUAUGACGGUAAAUAUCAUCUCUGUUCUGUGGCUGGUCUUUGCGAUCGUCUUCUUCUCUUUUCCUUUUGAAAUGCCUGCAACUGUUGCGAAUAUGAAUUAUACAUGCGUUGUUGUAGGUGGAUUUUUGAUUAUAGAGCUUGGAUGGUGGAUCAUUGCGGGCAAGAAGUAUUCGCAGACUGUACAGCGUGCGCGAGAGGAACAUGAUACAGCGAUGGUUGUUGAGGAUCAACAAAAGCCGUGA